Messenger RNA from Symbiodinium necroappetens, 960 nucleotides. NCBI's taxonomy places the organism in Eukaryota, Dinophyceae, Suessiales, Symbiodiniaceae. The record is from the annotation of a GenBank genome assembly.
AUGGUGCUUCUAGGGGUGCUGUCGGGUGGGAGUUCCAGCGAUCAGGGCACUGGCCAGGUCCGAGAUUGGAACACGAAGGUUCAGAUCAGCAUCUCCAAAGACCGCGGUUCAAACGCAGAUGGGACUGCUUGGCAACGCAGCUUAAUGUCGGCGAAGCGGUCUGAGUUCGGGAACUUUCUCUACAAACUGUUCGCAACAAAUCUGUCGGCUCUCUUGCGACACCGAACACAACAUGUUCGAACUUUCGGCUGUCCUACUCUUGCAGGCAAGCGCGACGUGGCGAGAAAAGUCUUGAGUAAGACGUGGCGUGGGUGUCUACAACUACAUCCGCGAGUGGACUGCUCCAACAUCCUGCUAAGACAGCGGGACUUGGCACAAGCAUCUGGCUUCUUCCGCGAGUGUCCUGGUUUCGAAGAUGACGACGCCAGCAGCCCUGCCACAUCAGUUUCUGACGUUUGCUUGCUGAUACCCACCUCUGCCCGGCUUAGCCGUGGAGCACGAGCACUACUACCCGAUGUGCUUCUCUGGCUCGUGGGAACUUCUCGUUUGCCGUUGGGGGUGGCCAUGGUGUUCGUCGAUCAAGACUUGCGACCGGUCGCGCUACGAUCGCUUUCACGUGCUGGCGAGCGUCGCUCCCGGUAUGAUGCGGUUGUUGCCGUUCGCCUGUUGGCCCUGAGCCGCUAUUUACUAUGUGAAAAGCUGCAUGCUGCCGUGGAGAGAUGGCUUUGGCGAACUUGCCUGGCCGGACGGCAGGCCUUUGCAUCCCAGUUGCUCGAUGGGGAGGUGAAGGAGGGCUUUGGCUUUCGUGACGCCUCUGCGAGCUUCAAAACCUUGGGAGCUCGCCGAGGUCUUGCCCGUGGCUUAGCAGAGCUUUCGAAAGCAAAGCUGCAGAAGAUCGCGGAGGCCCGUCAAAAACUCCCCAAGACCUUUCUUUCUGUCUUAUGGAGCCCUAAACCCUAA